AUGUUCUUGAUUAUUAGUAUCGGAUAUAUAUUUUCGAACUCUUACUAUUACAUUUUCCCAGCAGUUUUCUCAAUAUUAUAUGGAAUUCUGUUUUUCUCGAAGCCAUUCAUUACAAACGAGUUACUUUCGUCAUCAUCAUACAUAUCCGCGCUUACUCUUGCAGCUACGAUCCUUUGUUUCAGUUUAAUUUCAAAAUAUAUUUCUCAAACCUCAAUUAUCACUUUAAACAUCGGUGUUGCCAUUCCCAUUACAUUCUAUUUCCGAUGGACCGUUUCUCGGCUUAAAAAGAAGAGUAGAACUCUCAUUCGAGAUCAAAAUUUUGUUGAAUUGUGCAAAACACCGAAAGAUGCAGCUCUUUACUACGUGUACGCCGCCAUGCAAGGCUGUUCCAAUGUCUAUGACUGUUCCCACGUCGAAUCCCUUCAAAUGAAAUUUGGAGAAGAUACAUAUGUCAGUUACUUCCUUUGCAUGUCCGAAAUGUCCCUUCACAAAUUCCCAAAGAAUGUCGUUACAAAACCGUCAGGAUUUUUGAAAACCGAUUUAAUUUUUGUGAAUUACACCAAAGAUUGA
This is a messenger RNA of Trichomonas vaginalis G3, 570 nucleotides long. RefSeq lists its product as uncharacterized. The record is from RefSeq and is a predicted model, not a curated record. Bases 1 to 570 code for a protein of 189 amino acids. The transcript has a single exon. Lineage: Eukaryota; Parabasalia; Trichomonadida; Trichomonadidae.